This is a messenger RNA of Glarea lozoyensis ATCC 20868, 585 nucleotides long. RefSeq lists its product as uncharacterized. The coding region runs from base 1 to 585 and encodes 194 amino acids. Gene Ontology annotation, cellular component: mitochondrial large ribosomal subunit. Gene Ontology annotation, molecular function: structural constituent of ribosome. The transcript has 3 exons. The record is from RefSeq and is a predicted model, not a curated record. Lineage: Eukaryota; Fungi; Ascomycota; Leotiomycetes; Helotiales; Helotiaceae.
AUGUCAAUCCUCCCACCCAAACAAUACAUCGACCUCGCCAAAACCCUCCCCCCGCGCCUCCAACGCUUCUUCGCACGCUACCCCCCAAAAGCCAUCUUACCACCCUCCUACACACCACCAAAUCCAUAUGCCAUCACACUCACCCCAACACCUGCCCCUACCCCCAAUUCCACCUCCGAACCCUCAGAAGAAGCCAAACCAUUCGUAAACCCCGACAUCGAAACGCUCGGCUUCCCGAACCCAUUCCGCGCGCAAAAAUCCCCGAUCACAGGACUCUGGCACGAUCCAGUGUUUAGCUUAAGAAGACAGGCUGAUCUGGCGAAGCUUGCGAGGAAACAUGGGGUGGAGGAACUGUUGCCGCCGACGGUGAAGAGUAGUGCGGAGAAGUUAAGGAAGAGGAUGGAGAAUGGGUUGAGGGUUAAGGGGACGGGGAUUGGGGAGAGGGUUAAGGGGAAGGCUAGUGAGAGGACGCUGAAGGGACGGUUGGAGAAGAGGAGACAGGCUAUGUUGGAGAUGCCGCAGAUGGUGCAGACUUGGAAGGAGAGAGGCCAUGGUCGUGGAUGGAAGAAGUGGCCGAAGAAAUAG